AUGUCAGUUAAUCCUGUUAAAGUUUCAACUGCCCUAGAUCUUAAAGAUCUCGGCUUUAGUGAAAAUAGUUUCAAAUUCGAUUCCUUGACACUAGAGGGAGACCGCUUCGUCUGUAUCAAAGAUCAAGAUGGAGCGAACCUGACCGUAGCCAUCAUUGAUAUGCACAAUGGCAAUUCUGUCUCCAGGAAACCAAUGAAGGCUGAAGCCGCUAUCAUGAAUCCAAAGGAGCCAAUCAUAGCACUUAAAGCCGUUAUUGAUUCAGGAUACUUUGUUCAAAUCUUCCACCUGGAGACAAAGGAGAAAAUUGGGUACCAUCAAUUUGAAGAAAAUAUUGUCUUCUGGAAAUGGGUUUCUCAGGAUGAUCUAGCUAUUGUGACAGACAACUUUGUCUACCACUGGAAUGUGGGAAAGAGUGAUCCAAAAGUAAUGUUUGAGAGGUCAGGGAAAUUGGCGGAACAAUCAACCAAACUGGUUGGCUAUGCCUCUGAUAAACAACAAAAGUGGUGUCUUAUAUUUGGAAUAUAUUCCUUAGACCAAGGAAACACAGUGGACGGUGCUAUACAACUCUAUUCCACAGAGAGAAGGCAGCAACAACUUUUUGAGGGAUAUGCUGGAUCAUUUGGUGAACUUCGUGUCUCUCCAGAUUCCAUGGCUAAAACCGGACUAUUAGUGUUUUGUGAACAUAAACGUGGUGGAAAUCGUACAAAGAUACAUAUUAUGGAUGUUUACACACAAAGAGAUGAAAGUGAUACGCCUCCGUUGAAGGUAUCUUCAGAAAUGCAAAAAUCACCAGGAUUUCCGAGUGAUUUCCCAAUCUCUAUUCAUAUCAUCGAUGCCAUUGGUCUUGUUUGCGUCCUGACAAAGAACGGGUUUGCGCAAUUUUUCUUUGCUGCUACUGCAACAUUUCUAUUUUCUGAAAGGAUUAGUGAAUCCGCCCUGUUUGUCUCCUGUGAUAAAAAGGUUGGGGAUAAGACAGUUGGUGCUUUAGCCGUCAACAGGCUUGGAAAAAUUAUAGAAAUCUCUGUGGAUGAGGAAAGGCUCUUGCAAUCAGUUGCUCAUUUGGAUGAUGUAUCCGUUGGUCUAGCCACUUGCUACGGAUUAAAAGGCUCUGAUGAGUUACUUGUGAAAUCUUUUGAAAAUUAUUUUGCAAACAAGCAGUAUAAACAGGCUGCUUUAAUUGUUGCUACUCUUAAAUCGGAUGAAUUACGUAAUGCAGCCACGAUAGAACGCUUUAAGAACGCUCCAUCUGUCCCAGGUCAACCAUCACCAGCAUCGCAUUAUUUCUCUGUCCUGUUAGAGCAUGGUAAAUUAAACACCCUAGAGUCACUUGAAUUAACGAGACCUGUCGUUACUCAGGGUAGAAAGGAACUUGUUAAGAAGUGGUUGGAUGAGGAGAAACUAACGGAAUCUCCGGAACUUGGUGAUUUGUUGCGACAACUAGACACUGCACUUGCAUUCAAGGUGUAUACAAGAAUUGGUGAUCAUCUAAAGGCAAUAAUGUGUCUGGUAGAGGCCGGUCAAGUAAAUAAGGUCGUUCCGUAUAUUAAAAAGAUAGCUAGCACUACCAACGUUUCUUACACAACAUCCAGCUGUGGUGACAAGGUGGCCCUCGUUGAGGGUCUCCCAUCUAUUUUCCUAAUUAUAGAAAAUGUAAUUUCACGUCACCCUGGAGAAAUCGUUUCGUUCAUUUCUGAUUUAAUUGCUGGUUUAGGUAAAAAUGAGCCACUCUGUGACAUGGUCCAAGUAACUGAACUCCUGAUAAGAUUAAACAAACUGCAAGAACUUACUUCCAUACUUUUGGAUUACCUAAAGCCUAAUCUUCCUCAACAUGCUUCCCUUCAAACUAGGCUUUUGGAAGUAAACCUUCAAAAUGAACCAAAAAUUGCCGAAACAAUUUUGCAGUUGGAUGUUUUAACACACUUUGACAAACCAUUCAUUGCUAGACUCUGCGAAGAUGCGGGAUUAUAUGAUGUUGCCUUACAAUACUAUUCAAAUGCGUCUGAUUUGAAGCGCAUAGUUGUAAAAUCAUCUGGUACAAUAACUCCAUCAGUCUUGGAAAAGGCCCUUAGUUCCAUGGCGGGAGAUUUAGCAUUUGAGAUUUUACGUGACAUGGUAGAUGGAGGUGCCAACAUAGAUCUUGUUGUAUCUUCUGCGUUAUCCUUGGAAAAGAAGAUUGGUCCCCUGAAGCUUGUGGAGAUGUUUGAAGAUGCUGGUGCUUCCUAUGCACUCUUUUCAUUUUUGCGCGCCCUGCCUAUAAUGUCACAAAAGGGAGAUGCAAAUUCUGAAGAAGACGCACAGCUGGUGUAUAAAUUUAUCGAAUGUGCGAUUUCACAAAACGAAGUUGCUGAUUUAGAACGGGUAUGUAGAGAUAGUAAUUGCUACGAUCUUUCAAAUGUAAAGGAUCUUUUAAAGAGGUCAAGAUUAUCAAAUCCAAAGAGUCUUAUGAUUGUUUGUGAUAGAUUGGGAUCCAUUGCAGAAAUGACUGAAUAUCUAUAUCAGAGUGGUCUUGAUUCAUAUCUUGAAGUAUAUGUCAACACAAUAAACCCAGGAAGUAUAUCAUCCGUUGUUGGAACUCUAUUUGAUCUGGGUGCUCCAGACAAUCUCAUAUUCUCAAUCCUAAAUAAUCUUCGUGAUUCUAAUGGAAUAAAAGCUAUGAUUGACGUUGCAGAUGAACGGCAUCAGCUAAUGAUGCUUCGUAAUUGGUUAGAGACUCGCGUUUCUGAGGGGCAUCGGGAACCUGAAAUACAUACUGCAUUGGCAAAAAUUUAUAUUUCAUCGCACAACAAUGCUGAAGAGUUUCUAAAGACAAACAAACUGUAUGACCGCAAAGUUGUUGGUAAAUUCUGUGAGGAUCACGAUCCACAGUUGGCUUUCUUUAUAUAUGCUGAAGCUCAAUUUGAUGAUCAAAUGGCUAAAUUAUGUUUAACAAAUGGUAUGCACAGGCAGUUAGCUUCCUACGGUCUUGGACGGCAAUCACUUGCAUUUUGGAAAACGGUUCUUGUUAGUGGUGAUAUCGCAAAGGAUCAGGAUGUUAAUAGGCUAUGUGAGGAAGUAAUUGGACUUGCAGCCGAAAGCACAAAUACCUCUGAAAUAUCUUGUAUUAUAAAAGCAUUUAUGGAAUGCGAUAUGAAUGAACAACUUAUAUCAAUUCUUGAACAAUUACUUUUAACCCAAACACAAUUUUCUUCAAAUGCCAACCUCCAGAACUUACUCCUUGCCACUACCAUAAAGACUAACCCUGAAAAACUUGAGGAAUAUCUGGUAAAACUUGAAAAUUAUGAAGUUGACUCGUUAGCUAAAAUGGCAAAUGAUUUAGGGCUAUACAGAUCCUCAUUCCUUAUAUUGAAGAAAUCUGGACGCCAUUUAGAGGCCUUAAAUGCCUUGCUGAAGUUGGAAAAUGUGCUUGGUGAAGCAGAGGCCUAUGCAAAUGAGGUGAACAAGUCAAAUGUAUGGUUUACACUUGCUAGGGCAUACAUGGAUAAAAAAAUGCAGAAUGAAGCUAUAAAUGCGUAUCUAAAAAGUGAAAAUAUUAAUGACCAUGCAUUGAUCAAGAGAGAAGUUAAGGAUCCACAGCUAUUUUCGAGAUGGCUAAAAGAAUCUAGGAAGCUCAAGGAUAGUAGGGAAAUUGAUACUGACCUGCUUUUCCAUCUUGCGAAAAUGGGUGACAGUGAAGAAUUUACAUCCUUACUGAAUGGAAAACAUCAUGCAGACCUCAACCAAGUUGGUGACAGCCUAAUUGAAUGUAAGCUUUACAAAGAAGCUGUAAAACUCUACAACAUGAUUCCAAAUCAUGCCAAACUAGCAGUAUGCUACGUUAAUAUGGAAAACUAUGAAGGUGCUUCGAAUUCUGCCCUAAAAUCUAGAAAUCCUAGAGUUUUGAAACAUGUAUUUGAUGUAUGCUUAGACAAGGGUCAGGUCGAAAUGGCAAACAAGGUUGGCCUCGAUCUCAUUCUGUAUCCGGAAUUUUUGCCCGGUUUAGUUAGUGCGUACGAAUCUUAUGGACAUGUGGAUGAUCUCAUAACUCUACUUGGAAAUGCAACAAAGUCAGUUGCUGUGUCAACUGAACUUGCAAUUGCCAUUGCAAAAUAUCGCCCAGAAAGGCUCAUGGAUCACUUGAAAGCUGUAGCAUUCGAGUCUGAUAGUAUUAACAUUGCAAAGACAGCAAGGGAAUGCAGCAAUCUAUGGCUUUGGAAGGAAGCCAUAUUCCUCUAUACAAUUGAGGAUAGUGAUAAGGCUCUCCUAUCAAUGAUUGUCCACGCUGCACUAGCCUGGGAUCAAGAGACAUUUUUUUCGUGUGCAAAGAAUGUAAGUAACACAGAGGUUUUGUACAAGGCUCUGCACUUUUGUAUACAACAAAGACCAAUGCUCAUACCACAACUUUUGACAUGUGUAAAGACAAAACUUGAUACUGAACGCUUGUUGAAAAUAUUAAAAAAUGCAAACUGUCUCUGUCUGGCACGCCAAUUCCUGGAGACUGCAGCCGAUCGCACAUUAGCAAUUGUCAAUGAUUCGCUUUUUGAACUCUAUGUUGAAGAGAAUGAAUGGGAGCUAUUGGACAAAGCAAUCACCAGAUAUGAUGCAUACGAUCAUGCAAAACUCUGUGCCUCAUUAGAAAAUCACGGACUCUCAAAAAUGAGGGCGAUAGGAGCAAAGGUCUAUCAAAAGGACCGUAACUAUGCAAAGGCGUGUCAAAUACACAGGAAAAAUGGAAAUUACAAGGCCGCAAUGGAUACCGCUAGAACCUCUAAAAGCGAAUCGGUGGUCCUUGAUCUACUCAAAUACUUUAUUAGCAAAAGCAUGCUAGAAGAGUUUAUAGCAUGUCUCACAAUCAACUUUAGUUUAGUCGAACCAGCAGAAGCACUCGAACUUGCCUGGUUGUCAGGAAUGAACCUUGAUCCAAUCAUGCCGUUUAUCAUUCAAACACUGAGAUUUACACCCUCCAGCAAGAACAACUCACAAGAUAAGAACAAACACCUCUACUUAACAUACAAGUAA
Molecule: messenger RNA, 4995 nt
Organism: Theileria equi strain WA
Lineage: Eukaryota; Apicomplexa; Aconoidasida; Piroplasmida; Theileriidae
Product: clathrin heavy chain, putative
Exons: 3
Coding region: 1-4995 (1664 amino acids)
Biological process (GO): intracellular protein transport; receptor-mediated endocytosis
Cellular component (GO): clathrin coat of trans-Golgi network vesicle; clathrin coat of coated pit; clathrin complex
Molecular function (GO): clathrin light chain binding; structural molecule activity
Source: RefSeq, a predicted model, not a curated record